Ilex paraguariensis (yerba mate) is the source of this 555-nucleotide messenger RNA. The record is from the annotation of a GenBank genome assembly. Lineage: Eukaryota; Viridiplantae; Streptophyta; Magnoliopsida; Aquifoliales; Aquifoliaceae.
AUGAAUGGAGGGUGUGGUGUUCUUUUUGUACCAGUGCUGCAAUGGUCCUUCCUCUGUUUUUUUGCUCUGUUUUAUGGUGUUUUGCUGCGGGCUAUCCAGGCCUGCCUAUCUGUUUGGUGUUGGGUGGGUGAUGUUUUGCUGCUGUUGGCUGUUCUAGAUGCUUUCAUGGAUGGCUCCUGCUGGUUGCAUUCUAGUUGUUUUGGAUUCUGCUCUUACCACACUGCUGCAUAUUGCUUGCUGGGUGUACCACUUUGGGGGCAAGUGGCGUGUUGCUGGUAUUUGAAUUGGUGGGUUUUUGUUUUUGGUGUUGGGCGCACCUCUGGUGGGGCAUGUGGCAUGUGCAGAUUUUGUUUUGCUGGUGCUUGCUUUGGCUGCUAUGUCUUUAUGGUGGCUGUGCUUGAUGCUGCGGCUGACGAUGCUGUUUGUUAUUCUACUUGGUACUGCUGUUUGAUAUUUCUUUUUGAUGUUCUUGUCUUGAUGUCCAGUUUGCUGGACUUGUCUUUUUCUGUUUCUCUUCUGGAAUGUGCUUCGGGGAUGAGGGAUGUUGGGAAUUAA